AUGACUCGGAUCGUGGAGGUCAAAGUCUUGGAGGAGCUCGUGCAACCCGUGCACACAAACAGCAUCUCUAGUCACGCGCAGAAAACCUCUUUCUCUUUAACCCAGUCCUCUCUCUGGUCUGUUUCUCAGGUGUUCUCGAAAAUAUUCAGCCAUGAAGCCUUGGAAAGUUACCUCCCAAAGAUUCAGCUGGUGAUCCAAGACACCUUGCGAGUCUGGGGCAGGAACCCCGACCCCAUCAACGUCUAUCAUGAAGCCCAGAAGCUCACUUUCCACAUGGCUAUCCGCGUCCUCCUGGGAUUCCGAAUCCCAGACGAGGAGCUCACCCGGCUGUUUGAAGUCUACCAGCAGUUUGUGGAGAACGUCUUCUCCUUGCCUGUGGACCUGCCCUUCAGUGGCUACCGCCGGGGGAUCCGUGCUAGGGAGAUUUUGCAGAAGGGCUUAGAAAAAGCCAUCCGGGAAAAGCUGCAGAGCCCCCAGGGCAAGGACUAUCUGGACGCGCUGGACAUCCUGAUAGAAAGUGGCAAGGAGCACGGCAAGGAGCUGACCAUGCAGGAGCUGAAGGACGGCACCCUUGAGCUGAUCUUCGCUGCCUACGCCACCACAGCAAGCGCCAGCACCUCUCUGGUCAUGCAGCUCCUGCGGCAUCCGGCGGUCCUGGAGAAGCUCCGCGAAGAGCUGAGGAGCAAGGGGAUCCUGCACAACGGCUGCCUCUGCGAGGGGGCUCUUCGGCUGGAGACCAUUGGCAGUCUCCACUACCUGGACUGUGUCAUCAAGGAGGUGCUCCGGCUCUUCACCCCCAUUUCAGGGGGCUACCGGACGGUGCUGCAGACCUUUGAGCUGGAUGGCUUCCAGAUUCCCAAAGGAUGGAGCAUCAUGUACAGCAUCCGUGAUACUCAUGACACAGCUCCUGUCUUCAAAGACGUGGAUGUGUUUGACCCCGAUCGCUUUGGACAGGGCCGCAACGAAGACAAAGAUGGCCGGUUCCAUUACCUCCCCUUCGGUGGAGGUGUACGGACCUGUCUUGGCAAACAUCUUGCCAAGCUGUUCCUCAAGGUGCUAGCCGUUGAGUUGGCUAGCACAAGCCGAUUUGAAUUGGCCACCAGGACUUUUCCUCAGAUGACGCUUGUGCCUGUGGUCCACCCGGUCGAUGGACUCAAGGUCAAAUUUUUUGGACUUGAUUCAAAUCAGAAUGAAAUCUUGACAGAGAGAGAGGCCAUGCUAGGUGCCACAGUGUAGGCCAAAUGCUUCUCUUGGCUGGGGAGGUUGAAGAGAACAGAAUGGAGAAUGGAAAGGAAAAAGCUAAAGCCACCACUGUUGGAGACGUGCUAACUUUGGUGGAACAUAUUCGGCAAAGCCUUCUCCAGCGAAUACGCCAAAAACUGUGGUGGUGUUUUACUGGGAGGGGGAAGAACAGAUUUCCCCUAGAUGGAUUCUGUUUUAUUUUUUUGAACACCAAUGAGAGGAGAAUUGUCUUGACCAUAAUCAGCGUAUGUAUGUGUGUAUAUACACUUACUUUCAAGUGUUAAUCAGGCAGUGACAUCCCACAGUAUUUGGGGACUGUUUUUGUCUGCUAUUAAAAAUGGCCGAGGGAAUCCCCGAGCGGGCCUGGGAACAAAUCAGCCGUGUGCGCUUGUGGCAUGUGGGGUGGGAGGGCCUCUCCCUGCAUUCAUGCUUGGAGGGCAGGUUUAAAACCCAUGUGGGGGGGUUAUCAGAAAAAUGGCUGAGGAAGCUGCACAUUUUCGUGAAGGCAGAAGGCUCAGCCAGAGAUCUUGACGCCUAUUUUGCAAGGCUUUGGGGUGGCUCUGGAGUAUGUGCAGCUACCACAACUUGUCCUCCUGAAGUUACCAAGAUGCAAUCUUUGGCUGUGGCUUCUCUAGCCUGGUUAGAAAAAUAAAGAAGUGGAAGGAGGGAGAGUUGGGCUGUGGAUUCUGAGCUUCUGUGCUUGGUAGGUGAGAAGGUUCUGGGGUUGUCUUCUCCAGGGCCCCAAAUGGCCAUCACUUCCAGAGCCCAGCACCAUCUUCCUUGCUGAGUCUGAGGAGACCAGAGCUGGGCCAUGGUCAGAGAAGGUCCUUUGAGGCUGCCAGCUGC
This is a messenger RNA of Python bivittatus (Burmese python), 2088 nucleotides long. Lineage: Eukaryota; Metazoa; Chordata; Lepidosauria; Squamata; Pythonidae. The record is from RefSeq and is a predicted model, not a curated record.